AUGGCGGUGAAAGCCGUUCAUAAACGGUAUGAAGGGUUGAUGAUGGUACGGACGAAGGCGAUUAAGGGUAAAGGAGCCUGGUAUUGGGCUCAUCUGGAGCCUGUUUUAGUUCGUAAUCCAGAUACUGGUAUGCCGAAAGCCGUCAAGCUCCGGUGUUCUUUAUGUGAAGCUCUUUUCUCCGCUUCCAAUCCGUCCAGAACGGCGUCGGAGCAUCUCAAAAGAGGAACCUGUCCCAAUUUCAACUCUGAAUCAAGUCCAAAUCCGAUUUCCUCUAUAUCGCCUGCGGGAAUGGUAAAUUUGUCUUCUCCGACUUCAUCGUCUUCGCCACAACCGCUGCAAAACCACCGGAAACGUAACUCAUCCGGCAACCGUCGCGCUACUGGGUUUAAAAUCAACAACAACUCUGCAAACCCUUCUGAAACUACUUACUCUGUUGCUCCAAUUACGAUGAUUGAACCGGCGAGAUUCUCGGUUGAUGUUUCUUACCCGACCCGACCCAAUUCCAUGCCUGCAUUUUCUUCUGCUGCGACGGUUGUGACGGUAAGCAGCGGAGGGAUGUACUCUCCGCACAACCACCACCAUAACCACCACCAACAACAGCCGCAACAUGUGAUGUUAUCAGGUGGUAAAGAAGAUUUAGGUGCUUUAGCGAUGUUCGAAGAUAGUGUAAAGAAGCUUAAAAGUCCGAAAUCGUCGCCGGGCCAAACAUUAACAAAAGCUCAAAUCGAAUCAUCACUCGAAUUAUUAGCAAAUUGGGUGUAUGAGAGUUGUGGGUCAGUUUCUUUUUCAAGUCUGGAGCAUCCGAAAUUCAAAAAUUUCUUGAACCAAAUCGGUUUACCGGCGAUAACCCGCCGCGAACUCGCCGGAGAGAGACUCGAUUCCAAGUACGAAGAGGCCAAAACGGAAUCCGAAGCCCGAAUUCGCGACGCAAUGUUCUUCCAAAUCUCAUCGGACGGAUGGAAAUCAAAGAGUAAUCAUCAUUCAGGUGGGUAUGUUUUCUCAAAAUACGCCGAGGAUAUUUUAUGGGAAACAAUCAGCGACAUUUGUGGGAACAAUUUCCAACAAUGUGUGGGUAUCGUUUCCGAUAAAUUCAGGAGUAAAGCUUUAAGAAAUCUCGAAAACCAACAUCAUUGGAUGAUCAACCUUAGUUGUCAAUUUCAAGGGGUUAAUAAGUUGAUUAAAGAUUUCAGCAAAGAACUACCAUUGUUUCAUAAAGUGACUGAUAACUGUUUAAAAGUCGCAAACUUUGUGAAUACCAACUCUCAAAUCAGACAUUCUUUCCUCAAGUACCAGUUACAAGAAUACGGCCGAGCAGCAUUGUUGCGGGUACCGUUUUGUGGGAGCGGGCGGGUCGACUUCGAACCCGUGUUCAAUAUGGUUGAAGACAUACUAAGUUCAGCAAGAGCGUUACAACUGGUGUUUCUUGAUGAAUCUUACAAGAUGUUGUCAAUGGAGGAUCAAACCGGGAAGGAGAUUGAAGAAAUGAUGAGGUCUCAUUUCUGGAACGAAUUAGAAGCGGUUCUUUCGUUGGUCCGGUUAAUCAAAAGCAUGGCUCAAGAGAUUGAGAAAGAAAAACCAAGAAUUGGUCAAUGUUUGCCACUCUGGGAGGAGCUCCGACUGAAAAUCAAGGACUGGUGUGGUAAGUUUCAUGUCAACGAGAAUCAUGCAGACAAGGUGUUCGAUAAAAGGUUUAAGAGAAACUACCACCCUGCCUGGGCGACUGCUUUUAUCCUUGACCCAUUCUAUUUGAUCCGUGACACAACCGGGAAAUACUUGCCACCUUUCAAAUGCUUAACAUCUGAACAAGAGAAAGAUGUAGACAAACUUAUAACAAGGCUCGUUUCACGUGAAGAAGCUCACAUUGCAUUAAUGGAGCUUAUGAAAUGGAGAACCGAAGGACUUGACCCGGUUUAUGCCCAAGCAGUCCAAUUGAAACAAAGAGACCCGGUAACUGGUAAGAUGAAGAUAGCUAACCCACAAAGUAGCAGGUUAGUUUGGGAAACUUAUCUCACAGAUUUCAAAUCUUUAAGGAAAGUUGCAGUGAGAUUGAUCUUUCUUCAUGCAACUUCAUGUGGAUUCAAAUGGAAUUCAUCUUUAUGUAAAUGGGCUCAAUCAAGAACCGGGAUCGAAAAAGCACAGAAAUUGAUCUUCAUCGCUGCACAUUCAAAGCUCGAGAGACGAGAUUUCUCAAAUGAUGAAGAAAAAGAUGCCGAAUUUUUCUCGAUAGCAAGUCGAGAAGAUGAUGUGUUGAAUGAGGUUUUGUUUGAUGCGUCUUCUUUGUGA
Molecule: messenger RNA, 2283 nt
Organism: Lactuca saligna
Lineage: Eukaryota; Viridiplantae; Streptophyta; Magnoliopsida; Asterales; Asteraceae
Source: the annotation of a GenBank genome assembly